Messenger RNA from Sinocyclocheilus anshuiensis, 2733 nucleotides. Its product is annotated as protein O-linked-mannose beta-1,4-N-acetylglucosaminyltransferase 2-like. NCBI's taxonomy places the organism in Eukaryota, Metazoa, Chordata, Actinopteri, Cypriniformes, Cyprinidae. Gene Ontology annotation, biological process: protein O-linked glycosylation via mannose. Gene Ontology annotation, molecular function: protein binding; protein O-acetylglucosaminyltransferase activity. Gene Ontology annotation, cellular component: endoplasmic reticulum. Bases 270 to 2003 code for a protein of 577 amino acids. The record is from RefSeq and is a predicted model, not a curated record. The transcript is spliced from 3 exons.
AUACGCGCAACGGAGUCGAAUUUGCGCUACGUAGCGAUACAAUUAAGCCGACACGCGAUCUGUUAAUCAUAAUGGUAAAUGAACACAUCGUGUAUUUAGCUUAAUAACCUCGGAAAUGCUGCGUUUGUACGAUGUAAAGAUGUAAAGGAUCAUUGGCACUGGUUUACUGGAGCUGCUGUUGAAACUGUGUAUCCGCAGUGAACAUCACUUCGUCCUGGCUCACCUUUUCCACAGGUGGAGCAUGAGUGUGUGGUCGGAGAUCUGCUGCGAUGCGUGCUAUUGGGUGUAGGAUGAACCUGCCGGCUGUGCUGAAUGGCCUGCUGGUGUCAGUGGUGGCAGCCUUGCUUUGGAAAUACAUUCGGCUGAUUGAACACACAUCACAGUUGGAAGAGGAGCUACAUCUUACACGACAAUCACAGGAGUUCUCACAGGCCCAUAUCGACUACCACGGUGCCCUGUUAACACUCCAAGAGCAUGGCACCAGAAUGGUCUGCACUGGCAAGAUGCACACCGAUCGCAUCUGCCGCUUUGACUACCUCUGCUACUGCACAGAGGCUGAGGAGUUUGUAUUCUUCCACAGUAAUGCCUCUGUGAUGCUGCCCAACCUUGGCCCUCGGCGUUUCCAGCCUGCCUUGCUGGACCUCUCGUCUGUAGAAGACCACAACACUCAAUACUUUAACUUUCUAGAGCUUCCGGCAGCGGCUCUGAAGUUCAUGCCGAAACCUGUGUUUGUGCCAGAUGUCACUCUAAUUCUGAACCGGUUUAACCCAGACAACCUCAUGCACAUUUUCCAUGAUGAUCUUUUGCCCAUCUACUACACCAUGCAGCAGUAUUCAGACUUGGAUGAUGAAGCCAGGCUCAUCUUCAUGGAGGGUUGGAGUGAAGGGGCUCACUUCGAUCUCUACCGCUUGCUCAGCAGUAAGCAACCACUUCUCAAGGAGCAGUUGAAGACCUUUGGCAAACUCAUGUGCUUCACCAAGUCCUACGUGGGACUGUCAAAGAUGACAACAUGGUACCAAUAUGGCUUUGUGCAACCGCAAGGACCCAAAGCCAACAUUUUGAUUUCAGGUAACGAGAUCCGUCAGUUUGCUUCAUUUUUGAUGGAACGGCUUAACAUCACGCAAGAGGAGGGCGACGACUACAUUGUAGUUUUUAAGCGUACCACUAACAGGCUCAUUCUCAACGAGGCGGAACUUCUUCUGGCUUUAGCCCAAGAGUUUCAGAUGAGGACUGUCACUGUGUCUUUGGAGGAGCAUUCGUUUGAUAGCAUUAUCCAAAUUAUUAGUGGUGCGACUAUGUUGGUUAGCAUGCACGGAGCCCAGAUGAUCACCUCCAUGUUCUUGCCCCGUGGUGCUGCUGCGGUUGAACUCUUCCCUUAUGCUAUAAACCCAGAGCAGUACACUCCCUACAAAACCUUGGCCUCCUUACCUGGCAUGGACCUUCAGUAUGUUGCAUGGAGAAAUACAAUUGAAGAGAACACCGUUACAUAUCCUGAUCGCCCCUGGGAUCAGGGUGGCAUAGUCCACCUUGAGAAGGAGGAACAAGAACGUAUCCUUGCCAGCAAGGAGGUGCCAAGACAUCUUUGUUGUCGUAAUCCAGAGUGGCUUUUUCGCAUUUACCAGGACACUACUGUGGACAUCGCCUCUUUUCUGGAUGUGCUCAGAGAAACUCUAAAAAAGCCUAAUCUGAAAAAAGUCAAGGUGGCUAGCACUGUACAUCCUGGUCGAGUCAGAGAGCCCAAGUGUCAGACGUCAGUACAGGCCACCAAUGAAGCAAAGCUUUCAGUGUCAUGGCAGAUCCCUUGGAAUCUGAAGUACCUGAAGGUUAAAGAGGUGAAAUAUGAGGUGUGGAUCCAGGAGCAGGGAGAAAACACAUAUAUGCCUUACAUUCUACCCCAUCAGAACUACACCUUCUCGGAAAACAUCAAACCCUUUACCACAUAUUUAGUAUGGGAGGACAAUGCCAGUUUCUGUUUUUUUAGAUGCUUUUGUGCAGACUCUUAACAUGUCUCAUCUGAUUUUCUGCAAAGACAAGGUGUGCUUUGCUGGCUUAUGGAUUAUUGAGAAGAUGGAAACGUACUUUAUCUCUGCCAAUUAUUUAUUGAAGACAACUCUGGAACACUAUACAUACUGUACCCCUGAUUUGUUAAAAGUUGCACUGUUUAAAUUUUUUUUCUACUGCUGUGAUCAAUGAAUGGAACAUAAGAAAGUCAACAAUCAACCACAAGCUUUGUUUAAAUGUUUUGUGCUGAAUGGCCUGUCAAGUCAUCUGUAUUUUUUUCCUUCGGUGAGGUUUUAUUCUGUCCUUCACUAUGAGGACAUUCUGAAUUACAUGGAAAUGGAUAUAAAUGAUGCUAAAAACAACCAAGAACAUUUCUAAUUGAAAUUUGGAAACGGCAAACCAUGCAGCCAUACAGUUUAUUUGCAUAACCCUGUGUUUCGAUGGUAAUUUUAUUCAAGUAUGAGGAUAAUAAAUGAAUUCUGUUUGUAAUACAAAAUAGCAGAAAUGUCCUUUGCAUAUAAUCAGAGAGAAAACCUAGCAUGGAAAUCUUUAACUAUCUUGCCUCCACUCUGAGUUGAGAAACAGAUGUUCGUGGUUUCUCAUUCUCUCAUUUUAUUAAUUAGAUGAUAGUUUUCAACACAGAAACAGAUAUAUAUAGAUAUAGAUAGAAUUGCAGGCUUGGGUCCUGCAAACCGGUCCGUUCCCUGUGCCAGUUCAUGAGAUUUACCAUUA